CCCGUUCCUCUGCUGGCCGCUCCCGGUACUGCGGCCCAUGUCCCCCCGGUUCCCUCUGCUGGCCGCUCCCGGUACUGCGGCCCCUGCCGUCCAGCAGACAGCCGUCGGGUCCCGGUGUCGCGGUAUUCCGGGCGGCUGCAGCGGAGCAUCAGAAGCCCGGCGCCCUCAGGCGGAGCCCCGGUCAGCGUGUGCCCGCCCCGGCGCUCCUCGGCCCCCGCCUGAUGCCACGGUAGGCUGCCGCCGCGGUCCACUCGGCUCGGCCCGGCCCGGCCCGGCCCCGGCCGGGGCGUCUGGAGCCGGGCCGAGGCGCUGGCGUUCCGGUUGUCAUCGGAACUGGUUUUCCGUGCUGCGAAAACCGGAAGUUGCUGACGGAGUGUUUCCUCGAAGGUCGGAAUUCGUCCUCGUAAAAGUCGGACGGUCGGACGGUCGGAGCCCGCGGGCGGGACGUCGGAGCCCAGGAGGACCCGGAGCCCCGUCUGGCUUCCUCGGUGUUCCUGAAGAUGUCGACUGCAGAAACGGAGAUGACCUUUCAGGACUUCAAGCCCCACAUUUCCCCCGCCGACGCCAUGCCGGUGAACCUGGGCUUCUCCACGGAGCAGACCCUGUUCGUCAUCGGCCUGAUCCGGGAGUACGUCGCGUGCGGACGGCGACGGGCCGCGCGCUCGCUGAAGGAGCUGGGCUACCGGCUGAAGCUGGCAAGAAGUCCACGAAGCAGAUGUGGGAGAGCAUGGCGGAGAAAGUGGGCCAGCGCUUCCAGGAGAACUUCCUGCCGGAGCGCGUCCAGAGGAAGUGGUUCACGCUGGUGGAGGGGGGCUACAAGCGGGUGAAGGAUGGCGGCGGUCCGCAGGGCCGGGGCCCGGUGCGCUUCAAGUUCUACAGGAGAUGAACGAGCCCUGAUCGGCGGCGCCGACGAGCCGGCCGGUCCCGGUGGUGGGCUCGUCCCGGGGGCUGGAGGUGCUGGAGCUGCCGCCCAAGGCCUCUCCACCCACCGACUCUGUCCGGCCCGUCCAUCCUGUUCGGCACAGCGGUGGCUCCGCACCGCGCUCCACAUACGCCGCUCCGCCACGCUCCCCCGCGUCGGCCCCCCGUCUCCCGCCCGUACCGCCGCGCCCGUCCCCCGCGCCUCCGCCCAGCUCGGCAGCGCGGCGGCGGCGCCGCCCCCGCGCCGGCAGGAAGCGCCGCAGGGAGGCCGACCUGGUGGCGUUCCUCCGAGAGGCGGAGGCCGCCUGUCAGCUGGCGCCACGACGAGACGCUGGCCCAGAUGAAGGCCGCCCAGGACGGGCUUCGAGGCUCUGCUGACCCGGAUCAUCGACAAGAUGUGACGAGACGGACUGUACAGCUGUUCUCCCUCUGCCCAAUAAACUGUCUGCUCUGAGCCACGCCUCCCUCCCGUCCGUUCAACCAGACGCGAAAAAAAACCAGAUCAAAGGAGGGUUGUACGUAGAAUCCUCUUCUGAGCUUGUAUAAAGCUGUAGAGUCAUUUCCCGUUAAAAAGACUCAUGGAGUUUCCUCAACCGUUCAGCGUAUCUGAGCCUGAAUCCCUGAAUCUCCCCUGGUGGCCAUGUUGAGGCUGAAACGCUCGGUGCUGCACCGCUCCGCCCAUAAUGCACAGCUCCGCCCAUAAUGCACAGCUCCGCCCCAGCUCUGACAGUCUGCGUGGGGGGUAUCAGGUGUUGUGUAGCCCUGGUAGUAUCAGUCUACACUGCAGCAGCAGCUCUGCCCAGAGCCGGAAGCUGAAAGCUGCACGAGUCAAAACUUCCUCAAACACUGGAAAUGAGUCCCUGUCUCUUUAAGAAGCUCCUCAGCUUAGAGACACGCCCCCUCAGAGUGGGAGAGGGCGGGGCAGCCAGCUGUGCAGGAGGAGCUGUGCAUUAUGGGUGGAGCUGUGCCCAUGGCAGACUGACUGAAGCAGACUGACUGAAACAGGCUGAAGCAGGCUGACUGAAGCAGAGUGAAGCAGGAUGACUGAAGCAGGAUGACUGAAGCAGGACUGAAGCAGGCUGACUUAUGGUGCGUUCACACCGGACGCGUUGCCAGCGUCACGGGCGUCGCUUCUACAUUCAAAGUCUCUGGUGGACGAGCUUCAACAGAGCGUCGCUUUCCGAGCGUUUCGAGUGUUGGCGUUGCAGGCGUCAACGCCUGAAGUUGGGAAAAUUGAACUUUGGAAGCGUCAACGCGCGCGUCAUCCAAUCACAGACGCGCACUCUGAGCGCUGAUGCGG
Salarias fasciatus (jewelled blenny) is the source of this 2221-nucleotide messenger RNA. Its product is annotated as translation initiation factor IF-2-like. The coding region runs from base 38 to 886 and encodes 282 amino acids. The record is from RefSeq and is a predicted model, not a curated record. The transcript has 3 exons. Lineage: Eukaryota; Metazoa; Chordata; Actinopteri; Blenniiformes; Blenniidae.